This is a messenger RNA of Eucalyptus grandis, 2265 nucleotides long. Its product is annotated as protein SHORTAGE IN CHIASMATA 1-like. Gene Ontology annotation, biological process: resolution of meiotic recombination intermediates; reciprocal meiotic recombination. The record is from RefSeq and is a predicted model, not a curated record. The transcript is spliced from 6 exons. Bases 1 to 2265 code for a protein of 754 amino acids. NCBI's taxonomy places the organism in Eukaryota, Viridiplantae, Streptophyta, Magnoliopsida, Myrtales, Myrtaceae.
AUGCGAACUCGCUUCCUCAACAUCCACUACUUCAGCGCCGAGCCUCCUCCUCCGCCGCCGCCGCCGCCGCCACCUCCGUCGUCGUCUCCGGCCCAAACCCUAACCUUCCUGGACCUCCCGGUCCCUCGCCUCCCCCUCGGCUCUCCCUCUCGCCUCGGAGCAGGACCUCCUCUGCUCCGGCUCCUCUCCGCGAUCGGCGUCUCCCUCGAGCUCCACAGGCUGGAGAUCGAGCCCGCCCUCUCGAGGUUCCUGACCGACGUCGUUCCUCAGUUCAUUGACGACGCCGGAGGCGGAGAAGGUUGCGGACAUGGAAGCGUCGAGAAAGAAGGAGAGCUAAGCUCCGGAGCGAAGGAAAGGUUGGGCUGCUGUUCAACUAGUAAGCCUGCAGCUAGGGAAGCUAAACUUUCCAAAAUUAGCAGUGAAAACUUCGUCAAUGAAAAGGGCGCACAAGGCAUGGCAGCAUUCCAGCUUGAGACACCGGAGCUGGGUAGUUGCUUGGAGAAUUCUUACUUGCUUGAGGAAGAAGCAGUAGGCAUCUUCUCUGAAGUUCUUGAAAUUGAAAACAAUGAGGAUGCACCCAAGCUGAGCUUUUCAGUGAACUAUAUUUUGGAGGCUCAAGAAGUGGUCACUAAAUUUGGAGACACAAGUAUACAGUAUCUCAUAGAGCCGAAGGCUGUCUUUUGGGAAGAUGAUGCUUAUGCUGUGGGCCAGUCGGACUUCCCAUGUAUCCAAUUUCCUCUUUUAGAAGGGGAGGAGAUUAGUUUGGAAGUUAUGACCAGCACAUCUGUGCAAUAUGAGCUUGUAAAGCUUCUUGACAAAGUCAAACCAUUAUAUCUAAGUCAAAAUGAUGAUUCUCCAUUUGACACCAAAGAAAUUUUGAACUUGCUUGAGAAGGACCUUUAUGAAUUUCCUUCACACCAUUGUCUGUUUAAGGAUUACCUUGAAUCUGACUCUGUAAUAGGAACCACUUUUCUGGAAAUGGAUUUUGUGAGCAUUUUGGACAGACCUUGUCCACGAGGCAACUCACAUUGUAAGGGACCAUCAGACACAGAUUAUUUUUUGUCAAUUAGCCCAGUUGUCUUCGAGGACUUUCAGAUAGUUGACAUUGGGACAGCUCUAUUUAGUGAGGUCUUCAGCUUACAAGAAGUCCAUGAACCUGAGUUCUGCAAUGAAAUGCUGCAGAAAAAGGUGAAGUUCAAGAAUUAUGAGGAAUUGGUAAUCAGUCGGGAACUGGCUCUUGUAGAUGAGAUGUUCAAAUCACUGCCCAUGCCAGUUCUCCCUGACUCUGUACUAGGAACAUUGUCUGCAAUUGUUGCAGAAGCCCUGAUUGAUUUGAAGUCACAGCCUCCAUUGGCAUCCGAUGGGAUCUAUUUAAAUUGGCAUCUAUUGGAGGAAGACAACUGCAGCUCUGCGAUCAAUUCCUUUUAUCACAAUAUGGUAGGGGAGCUGAACAGGAGUUUUGACUUCGAAUUAAGUAUUGCCAAUUAUGGGAAAGUCAUUCUUGACUUCAUCCUUCUUGAUCACAAUCCUAGCAGGCCUAAAUUUGAAGAAGGAAGUGGGCCAUUGGACAUGCUUUCUGACAGGGUCUCUUUGCUGAGGGAGGAUGUGACUGAGGCUUCUUCCCGGACGUCUACUGAUACUGAAUACCAAAAGCCAGCAAGUCAAACACUGGUUUCUGAGUAUGAUUAUGAGAGGGCUUCGUCACUAUUUAAAUCCAUGUCACCAUUUCAUGACCUGGACUUCUUCUUGAAUCCUUCGAAAGAUAGAGCUGAAGAAAAUAGUGUACCUGCAGGCAAGAUUCCUGGUGAAAUGAACAAUAUCCAGGCGGUCAAGGUUCCUGGUGAUAUUACUUGCAAGGUUUCAAUUAGUAGCCCCGGGGCAGGAAAUCCAUCUUAUGAGCCACCUGUUGUAGGAUCGGGCCAUAUUGAGCUAGGGCUUGUUUCUUUUCCUGAUGCGGUCAUUAUUGUGAACACACAAAAUUCAAGUGAAGUAAUGUUGGUGUCCAGAAGAAGCACAUAUCAAAAGAUUCUGGCUAUGGAGAAAGAAGGAAUUCAAGUAAUUGAGCGUGAUACAACCCUCCCAGUUGAUAUUAUAAUCAGUGCUGCAGUUUGCCUGGUGUGGUAUACUCACAAGAACAUUGGCAGAAAAGCCUCUGGUUUCAGUGAAGGAUCUUCAGUGUUAGCUUGUCAUAUUGAGAAUAUAGCAGCAAAUAUUCUUACAAACUUAAGCUUCGCUUUUAGGGCAUGCAUUCUGGAAAAAGUCUAG